Messenger RNA from Dioscorea cayenensis subsp. rotundata (Guinea yam), 650 nucleotides. RefSeq lists its product as uncharacterized. The record is from RefSeq and is a predicted model, not a curated record. Bases 148 to 480 code for a protein of 110 amino acids. Lineage: Eukaryota; Viridiplantae; Streptophyta; Magnoliopsida; Dioscoreales; Dioscoreaceae. The transcript has 5 exons.
GUAUGGACUCCGUUGAUCUCGCUCUGGGGUUUCAAAAGGAAUUCGCGAGAUUCAAAAUUUUGAUUCCUGCUAACAGAAUUAGCAAAUUUUUGCUUUAUUGUAUAAUUAGAGCUGUGUUGCUCUCUACAAAAGGUGAAAAUUCAAUAUAUGGCUGAACCAAGUCCAAAUAAUCUGUCAUCUGCUAAUGCUGUGUUUCUGGGAGCUUUAGCUUCCGGUGUCAAUGGUCCUACAUGGUUUGUGCUCAAGAUUAUAUUUUUAAUGCUUGGAGUUACUCUUACUGCCAUGCUUGCAUUGGCAUUUUCCUCGAGUGAUUUCAUUAUCGUUGGCCAUGUUGCUUUGCUUGUUAUUAUCGGUGCACUGCUUUUUGUACUCUUAAAUGGUUUUCUUGCAGAGACUGGUCUGGUAACAGUGGAACAACAAAUGGAGGAGAUGGGUAUCUCAAAAACUAAUCACAUUGACAAAGACAAAAAGAGCUUGUAAUCCACAACAACUCUUGAACAAGAAAAGCCAUUUCAGGCCAAAUUUAUUGCACAUAAUUAUUGGUAAGAGCUACAUACAACCAAUGCAUUGCAUUCACCUAAACACAGAAAGAGAGAGAGAGCAUUCAGAGAACCUUAUCCAGCCACAUUGAUUAUUGUAUCCAUCAUCUC